AUGGCGUCUGUAUUCACCAAGGCGUUCCCUGCGGCCGUGAAGGAAAUCCGUCUGCAUCUGUCGCCCAGUGGCGCUCCUAGCGCUGGUGCUCGUCAGUUCUUGUCGUCGCACUACAAGUCGAUCAAGUCGAGCAACCCCUCGCUGCCAUUCCUGAUUCGCGAAGCACAGAACACGCCUGCCCGUGUGUUCGUUCGUUUCGAGCGUGGUGUUGAGAAGAAUGCCGAGAUUGAUGGUCUCGAGGCAUCGGCGGUGGAGAAGAAGAUCUCGGAUCUACUUGCCUAA
Molecule: messenger RNA, 282 nt
Organism: Malassezia pachydermatis
Lineage: Eukaryota; Fungi; Basidiomycota; Malasseziomycetes; Malasseziales; Malasseziaceae
Exons: 3
Coding region: 1-282 (93 amino acids)
Source: RefSeq, a predicted model, not a curated record